Messenger RNA from Astyanax mexicanus (Mexican tetra), 4340 nucleotides. It is a transcript of the gene tor2a, whose product is annotated as torsin family 2, member A. Gene Ontology annotation, cellular component: endoplasmic reticulum lumen; endoplasmic reticulum; nuclear envelope. Lineage: Eukaryota; Metazoa; Chordata; Actinopteri; Characiformes; Acestrorhamphidae. The coding region runs from base 46 to 1008 and encodes 320 amino acids. The transcript is spliced from 5 exons. The record is from RefSeq and is a predicted model, not a curated record. Gene Ontology annotation, molecular function: ATP binding; ATP hydrolysis activity.
AUGAAAUGAAGCGACUACUGGCUGUGUUCCACCCUCCAACUCACCAUGGAGCUGUGGACUGAAGGAGAACCUGCGAUGCUGUGUUCUCUGUUUUUUAUUUCUUUUAUAUCAACAGCUACUAGUUUUGAAAUGAAAACGAUAUACUGCACGAUAUCUGAUAGCUGUGACUGCGACUUCAACCCAAACAUACAGGGCUUGGAGUGGGACCUUUAUAAAAAUGUAUACGGGCAGCAUCUGGCACAGGAAAUUGUGUCAGAGUCAGUGGCUAGUUUCCUAAAGAAGACAAAUCCAGAUAGACCACUGGUUCUGUCCUUCCACGGAGCAUCAGGGACCGGUAAGAGUAUGGUCAGCACAAUGCUGGGACGCCACCUGUAUGGAACAGCCAUGGGAAGCCCUUACAUCCAUCAGUUUGUCCCCACACUGCACUUUCCCUUAGCUGACCGGGUGAAGCGAUACAGGUCAGAUUUGAAACGCUGGGUACAGGGCAACCUGACAGCUUGUGCUCGAUCUAUCUUUAUCUUUGACGAGAUGGAGAAGAUGCCUACUGGACUGAUCGAUGUUUUAGAGCCGUUCCUUGGGCCUUCACAUGUUGUUUUCCAAACCAAUUAUCGCAAGGCCAUCUAUAUCUUUAUCAGCACUGCAGGUCAAGAGGUCAUUAGCAAAGUGGCUUUAGAGAACAUACGGGCAGGACAAGACCGAGAAGAAAUCCAGUUAAAAGAGCUGGAGGAACCCAUUCUAGAUUCUGUAUACAACAAUCAGAAGAGUGGAUUCUACCAUUCCAGAAUAAUCUUGGAAAAAAGAAUAACUCAUGUUGUGCCCUUCCUGCCUUUGCGUCAGCGUCAUGUGGAGCGCUGCGCCCAACGGGAGAUGUGCCAGCGUGGAGAGUGCCAACGCAAAGAUGUGGCGAAGGCAGUAGGGGGUGUUGUCACAUACACACCACAGGAUGGACAGCAUUUCUCCAGCACCGGGUGUAAACUAGUGCCUGCUAAAGUCAACCUUUUCCUUUGAGACCUGUCAGCAAUGUCUGUGGGUGCACAUAAACAUCAAGCCAGGUUGAUGCCGUCCAUACCGGUCUGCAGGAGCAGUGAAUAGGCUUCUGUAGAAGAGCUGGUGUGUUGUAAAGCAGCCUGCUGAACUAAAUCAGAAGAACAGCUUUGGAAGCUGCCUGUUUUAAAAGCUGAGUUUACACUUUGGGAUGAAGGUAUCUUAAUGUAGAUCCUCGUAAUUUCCUCGCAGGCGAGGUUUGCAUCCAAGUGGCAGGCAGAAUUCCAAUGCAGCUGUAUGUGCCAAAUAACUGUUAAGGCUCUGAGCACGUGGACAGUUUCUGCUUCUGAUCAUUUAAGCAGGCAGAUUCAUAGAGCUGCCAUCAGCUAACCUGGUACAGGCUUAAAUCAUAAGGGAACAGCUUUUAUCUAGGUGUAGCAAUUUUUAAAAGUUUCAACUGGUUUUAAAAUCUGGAACUCUUUAGAGUUUAUUAAUUCUCUUUCAUAAAGAAUGACUGAAACAAGUACUGUAUUGUCACCCCUUUGCCAGUAGGGGACACUGUUGGCACAUUUGGUGUACCAAACUACAGCUCUGGAAAAAAUUUAGACCACUUCAGUUUCUGAAUCAGUUUCUCUAAUUGUGCUAUUUAUAGGUAUAUGAGUUAAAUGAACUUUGUUGUUUUAUUCUAUACUACUAAGGACAACAUUUCUCCCAAAUUCCAAAUAAAAACAUUUACUCAAAUAAUGACUUUAAAUAAUGUUUUGUAUGCAUCUUGGCAUAUUCUCCUCUACCAGUCUUACACGCUGCUUUUGGAUAACUUUAUGCCACUCCUGCUGCAAAAAUUCAAGCAGUCCAGCUUGGUUUGAUGGCUUGUGAUCAUGCAUCUUAUUCUUUAUUAUAUUCCAAAGGUUUUCAAUUUGGUAAAAUCAAAGAAACUCAUAAUUUUUAUGUGGUCUUUUAUUUUUUCCAGUGCUGUAUUUCUGUGUCCAUUUUUAUGUUGCACAUGAUUUGAUCUGAUUGUGAAGUGUUGGAAUGCUAAUUUAUAUUUCAUAUGGAUUACUUAAAGUUUGAUAUGGUUUGAUUCAGUUGUAGGAUACAAAUUUAAUCCUAAAGUGUCUUGAAAUUCAGCUUGCCUUUGCCAACUAAAACAUAUCCAGUUGUUUCAGGAUUAAACUAAGAAUCAUUUGUAAGUACUUAAAGUUUUUUCUCCAUCUUCAUAUUAUUGCCGUUCUCUGUUUAAGGAUUAUUAUGAUGUGUACGUUAUACAUAUCAGGUACAUUUAUUUGUCACAUUAUUUAUUUGUUUAGAUGUGCCACUCAGCUAACACCCCAUUGGGACAGAUUUCCUGGAGAGGAAUUAGGGCUGUCCUUGGGUUAGUCAGCAUUUUAAAUGAAAAUUCAUUCAUCCAUUGUAAGGAAAUUACAAUUUAGGGUUAGAUUUUUACCUAUCUACCAGCCCUAAACUGUUCAAAAUUGCCCAGACACCCCUUCUGCCUAACUUAAGGGAAAUUACACUAUUUUUUUAUUACUUUACAAUUAGAUCAACAUUGAAACAGGAUCAUUUGGAGUGGUUUUGAUGGGAAAUGUGCUGUUCUAGAGAAACUUUUUUAUUUACUGUCCAAAACUGUCCAACAUGUAAACCUACUUGUGUCUUCUGUCUUUUAUAUGUUUGUGAUGGGGAAAUCAGUUGUAAUCUUUUUAGAACUCAUUUCCUUCAGGUACAAUUUUGCCUUACAGUGGCCAUGUACUUAGAUAUAAAUGCAUCUUUGCAUACAUGGAUUUAAAGCCAAAACCAGUGUAAAACUUUUGUGCACCAACAUAUAAUUUUGACACUGUAAGUUGAAUGAAUGAAUGAAUGAAUGAAUGAAUGAAUGAAUGAAUGAAUGAAUGAAUGAAGGAAUGAUAAAUGCCUGCACAGCUUCAGAAAUUGAAUGUUCCCUGCAUUUGAUGCUAACUGUGAGGCCUUGCUCAAUCUUUCGUCGCUUUGCCAUGAGCAUGUUGACCGAUAUUCUACCUCACUCAGUAGUUGAUGGGCGUUCCGUAGAAUUAAUUUGACUUAACACCUCAUGAUCUUGUUUGAGAUGUAGCUUAUUGAGACAUGAUUCUAGUUUGUAUCACCACUAGUGUGAACACUUUGGCUAGGUGCACAUCUAUAGAACAGAUCAACACAUUCUAAAAAAUCUUCCACAACUGAGCCGUAGCCACACAUAUGGUAUAAGGCCACAUAGUAUUGGGCUGUGGGGCAGAACAUACAUUCUUUAAAGUUAAACAGAGUGCGUUAUUAAUAUAAACCAUAGCACCAUUAUAUAAAUCAUUAAGAUGAGAUGAAGUUUGUUUGUUUAAUCCAGAACUAAUCGUCUAACAUCUCCUGAACUCACUACUGCUCUUUAUAUUGAAUGCAAUCAGAUCCUCUCAGCAAUAUUUCCAGACUUGAUGUAAAGAUUUUUGCAGCCAACCAAGAAAUCUUUAUUAAUAAAUUUUAAGUAAAAACAUUGUUGACCAUUUGGUAUGAAUGUAGAAUUAAUGUUUUAAAAGCAGCUGUUCGAAAAUAGGGUCUGACUUCGCAUGUGUUGAAGGAAGCAUGUGCUAGUCUUUACUCUCCUGGUGUUGGGGCAUUACUAGUGAUAGGGGGAGUCCUAAUGAGUGGGUUGAGUAAUUGGCCUUGUAAAUUAGGGAGAAAAAUGGGAUAAAAAUUAGAAAUAAAAUUUUAUAUAUAUACACAUAUAUAGGUUUUCACAACCAUUUAAGCAUCCAUAUUGGAAAACAUUGACAAUCAUGUUUUCUUCUAUAUAUUGUGAUAGUAUAGAAUACAGCAAUUCUCACCAGAUUCAUAAAUAAUCCAACAUGUCAUGUUUUUAAUAAUGCACUCUGUGUAUCUAAUAAUAAAAAUAAUUGUAUUAUAGAUAUAUAAUACAUCUAUUAUAUCAUAGAUUUAUCAUAGCAAAUGAGGAAUUGGUGAACUUUCUUUUUUGUAUCAAGCAGCAAAAAAAGUGAAUUAGACAAUAAAAAUGUGAUUAUUAACUUAAUACAAUGUAAAGACUGUUUUAUACGUAAUCAUUGCUUUGACAUUGUUAAGAACCCUUUAUUUUAAAAGGAAAUUUGGUUACAGAGCUGUAUACAAACAUUUUGACACACAGGGCAGGUUUACAGACAGGGAUUAAACCUAGUCUUGGAGUACACCACAUUUUAAAAGAAGUUUUUUUAUUGAAAGGAAAAAAAUAAUCUAGGACAGGACUGAAUCCUUGCCUGGGAAACUGACCAUAGUGUGUAAUAGGUCUUAACCAUAAGAUGAAAAAGGAAGUGCUGUACUUUAUUGUGCCUUAAAUGAAAAUCAAAUUAAACAUCAUCUAUCAUUUA